AGCUGCACGAGACGCGGCAUCAGAUAUGAGCGGAGUCAGUUAAUGUUUGUGGUGUUUCUUCAGCUGAGUGGACGGUGAGCGGGGCCGAGGCUGGUAGCAGACAGCGGGGCCAGAGCUCCGAUACAGCUGCGUGUGACAGAGAGACGGCUGUCCGGCGGCUGCCCGGCGGCUGGCGCCCUUUGUAACUCCUGCAGUGGAUGGCCCAGGCAAGGUGAGAUGAGCUGGGCCGAGGAGGACUGGACGGUGGGGCUCACAGGACGGGUCCUGCAAAAGGUGAAGGAGCUGCAGGUCCAUCAUGAGCGACUGUCCAGAGAGAACAAGCAGAAGCAGCUCCAGCUGGACAAUAUCCACAUCAGCCUCGAAAAACAAACCGCGAAGUAUGAGGAGGUGCGAGUGGAGCUGCAGUCCGUGCAGAGGGAGCUUCAGGGCGUUCAGGAGGAGGCCAAAGCGGCCGUGACCAGCAAGGGGCGCCUCACUCAGGAGGUUCAGACCAAGCAGGCUCAAGUAUGCUCUUUGGAGGGGCAACUGGAUGCUGCUCGCACCCUCAACAACAAGCUCACACAAGAUAUCAAAAGACUCGAAGCUGAGCUGGAGAAGUUGCAGAACAGCAGUAGGUUGGCAGAUACCCCUCUCUUCUCUACACCCUGCUGGAGCAAAACCUCACCCUGGGAACACAGCGGGAGCAGACAGGAGGGGCAGCGGGAUGAAGCACCUGCCCGGGCGCACAGCCGACGACUUCAGUUCUCGGACGACGCCUCCCCUUCGUUGCCACGGCAGCAGCACCACAGCACCCCCCACCGGCACCCGUCCGACCAAUCGGACGUCUUCUCUACGCCUUCGGCUGCGUUUCCGUGGGAACGGGAAGACUCGAAACCGGCAGCCAGGAGGCGAGUGCCGCCCUCAUCCCAGACGCCCCCUCACGAUGUCACAAAUCAGGAGCUGUCGGAACCGGAGGAUUGUGGGAAGAAUUCCAGGCUGGAGGCAGACAAGUUGUGCGGUCGUAUUUCUGCUCUGGAGGAGGAGCUUUCCGGGAAGACAAGGGCAUUAAAGUCCAUUCAAAAUGAGCAGAUGCAGAGUAAGAAGGAGCUGGCUGCCAAGGAGCUCAGCCUGCAGAGAGCUCGUGAUGAGCUUAGUGCAGCACAGACACGCAUCGCCCAGGACAGUGACCGGGCGUCUGCAGCUGAGCACAGGCUGAAGCAGCUACAAGAGGAGCUCAAGUGUCAACGGCAAAAUGCAGAGAGCAGCCGGCUGCAGCAGCAGCAGCGCACCAAGGAGCUGGAAAAACAGCAUCAAAGAGAUUUAACAGAGCUUCAGAGGGAGAGGCAGUCUCUGGAGAGGCAGCAUCAGCAGGAGGUGAACAAACUCAACCAGGAGCUCCAGCAUGCUAGGACACAGCACAAUGCCUUGCAGGCCCAGGCCGACAAGCUCUCUCUGCAAAAGCAAGCCUUGGAAAAAGACUUGAGCUCUGUGAAAGAGAAGCUGAAGUGGACAGAGGGACAGCUGGCGGAGAGCCAGAAAAAGGAGACUCAGACACAAGCAAAGCUCACGGAAGCUGUACGUGAGGCGGAGGGUGUGGCGGUGAGUCUGGAGCAGAGCAGGAAGCGAGAGCGAGCUCUGGAAGAGGAGGGGAGGAGACUCGCAGAGGAGCGAGCCGACGCCCUGCGACUCGUCAAAGACCUGCAGGAGCAAAAACUCGUGUCGGCAGCCCCAAUUCAACCCGCUCCGUUUUCUCCUGUCAGUCAGGGUUUCUUGCCUCAGUCUUCCUUUUCUCCUCCGGCUCGAACCCAAACCAAGAGGCCAGCUGUCGCUCGUGCUGAGCACAGGAGGGUGGAAGAAGAAGAGGAGGAGGUCACUGAUGGGAGGAGGACAGAGGUGACGGCGUCUUAUCCCUCUGACAGAGAGCCGGGAGAAGGAAUCGACUCCGAACACAUCACUGCACUCAGCCUCUCAAACCCAGAGUGUGUCGAAAAAGCAGGACGCAGAGGGAAAAGUAAUGAAGAGGAGAGUAAGAGUACAGGGGAGACGGCAACAUGCGGCAUCUCAGACGCUGCUGGUACAUUGAGCAACACCUCUGUAGACGGAGCGAUGAAGACGGAACCUGUGCCACGAAGUUCGACACCACCAGCGUCUGAGACCUCGGUCCCCUCUCAAGACCUGAAGAAAGAGAAUGCCAUGCUGCGCUCGGAGCUCCAGGACGUGCGCGAAGAGCUCCAGAGACGCCUGGAGGACCUGGAAGCCCAACGACGGGCCGAGACAGAAGCCAGGACCCGUCUGAAGCAGCUGAGCCGAAAGCAGGCCAGCCAGGCUGUGGAGAAGGAGGAGAAGCACAAAGAGUGGAAGGCACAGCUGGAGAGUGAGAGAGCAGAGACGGAGAGGCUGAGGAAGACCAUCGCCGCUUUGGAAGCAGAGAUGAAGAGAGAAAGGGACAGAAAUGCAAGAGAAGAAGAAGAGGAGGAGAGGAACAAAGAGCAAGAAGACAGAGUGUGUGAAAUGACUGAGCUGAAUAUUCAGCUAAAGAAUCAGCUGGCAGACCUGAAGACUCAGCUGGCUGUAGAGCGAGAGGAAAGGAAACAAGAGAAGGAGAGAGAGAAAAUGCAAACUGAGGACCUCGGUAUAAAAGAGGAUCUGAGCUUGAAGGUGUCAGAGCUCACAGCCGAACUGGAGAAACUGAAGUGCAGAUUAAAAGAAGAAUCCCAGGAAGAGGAGAAGCUCUCUGCUCCAGACCGCCCCUUAACGUACCUGAGUCUCCAUGACGACGAGCUCAACUCCAAUAAAGUCUGCUCUGAUAACAAAACCCUCCCUUCGCCAGAGCAGCACCUCGCCCUCUGCCAGUCCGCCAACCAGCGCAACAUGCUUGUGUCUCAGUCGACGGCACAAAUCAUCCAGGAAGAGCAAAACGUCAUCGAUCCCGAGUACGUCCAGGGUGAGCGCGACGCUUCGGAUUUAUCGAAAGAGGUGGAACACCUGAAGAGGGAAUCCACAAAGGAGGCAGAACGCGCUAACCGUUACCAGGUCAAACUGGAGGCUCUGCAGAGUCAGGUGACCCGGCAGACCCUGCAGUUGACCACGGCCUUUGAGAAACAGAGUCAGCACAUCGCAGGCCUUCUGGCUGAGCUGCAAGAGAAGGAGAUGAUCCUCCUCAGCCAGGGAGAGGAGCUGCUGCGAUGCAAGAGCGAGCUGGAGGCGCUCAGGACGGACGGAGAAAAACCGGAGGAGGGGAUGGUCGAGGUGGUGGAGGACGAGGGAAACAAAGAGGGUUCCGAUGAUAAAAUGGGUCAAAUCCCAGACCUUAAGUCAAAACAAGAACUUGCAGGUCCUCUCAGCCCUCACACUACAAAGUCGGCGCCAAGUGAUACCUCAAACUCUCCCAAAGAUGACAGUCUGCCAAAGAUUGAGACCUCUGACUCUGAAACACCAACAGCUGAUGGCUUUAUGGAAGACGUGGCUCAGCAGCCAAGAGGACAUCCAGAUUCAAACCAGACUGUGGCGGCAGAGGAUCAGAGCAGUAAAAUCGGAGGGACAGCAGACACCGUCACAGAGCUGCUGGCUCUCCAGCGUGAAAAUCAGCUGCUGAAACAAAGAAUAGAAGGUUUUGUCCUCUCAUCAAACCAAGAAGACCGAGCCGAGCGAAGCCAAAACACUGGAAACGCCGCGUUGUCCUCCUUGAUGGAGGAUAAGACUCAUAAUGUAGUGAAUGACGUCCUGCCUGAUGGACAGGAGAUGCCUCGGCAGAGUGUGAAUAGGAGGGACGAGGAAGGGCGAGAGUUAGAAGUGAAAAUCGGGAAAACAAGCAGAGCUGAAGAAGAUCAGGAGGAAGCGUCUCAGACUCACGUUAACCUCCUACAACACCAGGUGGAGGCGCUGCAGCUGAAGAUAAGGACUCUGUCGGAGGAGAUGCAGCAGCAGGCCGAAGAGCUGGCUCUGUGGAGACUUUCCUCCCAGCCGGCCCCGGCGUUCGACGCAGACGAGCAGCAGGACGGCGAGGAGCAGAUCUCCGCCGUCAGACUGACACAUCAGCAGCAGGCAGACGAACCCGACCGGAGCAGAACGCAGACGCAAAAUCAAACGCCCGCUCCGGCCUCGCAGAGGAGGCAGGAGAACGUCACGGUUAUCAGAGAGGAUGACGUUCUCCUCAGCUGCACCUCAAACAAAAUCCAGGGUCGCAUGUUGUUCUCCAGACUUCAGAACAGCAUCCUCCCUGAACCAAAGACCCUCCAGCCCAGUAAAAAGCACAAUGAGGACACUACCAACGUGGACCAGGAAUCUGAAAAAGAAAACCAGGAGUUUAACGUCUUCCAGCAAUCAGGUGUUUCUCCAGCACAGUGCAAAACCAGGAGAGACACUGAAGUCGUCCAAAUGUCAGAGAAAACGGUUCAACAGCAUGCAGCCAAAGAUGACCACAGAGUCUCAGGAGCGAGUUUGACCAAACCGGAUUGCCAUGUUGGGAAGCCCGAAGCCAAACCAAACCCUUCCAGAGAAACCAAUGAAAUAAACACAACCGGUAGAUCCUCGGGGACGGACGCCAGGACAGACGCGAGGAGCGUCGGCGUCCAAACAGACGACGGUCUGUCCCGCCGCGGCGCUCCAGCAGUGUGUGUGACCACUCAGACUGAGCCGGAGGAAGACGAUGGAGAGGAGUCGGCGGACUCCCCUCCUGGAUCCCCCGCCACGCCACCUGGGAGAGACGAGCCGGACGCCGACCCGCUGUUUGCCGGCUCCUUCCCGAUACCCGCCGACCCGGCCCGCCUGGCCGAAAGGAUCCGCCGCAGCAGGACGCAGCUCUCGGCGGCCUUCGACGACACGGAAUACGAGCCCUACGGACUCCCGGAAGUCGUCAUGAAAGGUUUUGCCGACAUCCCCACCGGUCCCUCGUGUCCCUACAUCGUGAGGAGAGGUUUAUUGGGAACAACUGUCGUACCCGCCUCGCAGAAAGACUCCGCAAAAGAAGAGGAGACGGAUUAAAGCACAGCUGUGGGUUUUUGCCUCCUGGUUGUGCAUAAAUGUGGCGGAAAGAACUGAUCGGCUUGGACAACAAACCUGAGCGAAGGACGGCGGCGGCAGCGCAGACACUCUCCAGUCACCAGCAGCUCUUGAAACAAGCACAGGACACACUCUUACAAAGCAGGAUGGACCGAUGUACGUGUGUGUGCAGGUAAACGGUGCCUGCACUGACACGGGAUGCCCGAUCGCUUCAGCAGUUCAUCCUCAAAUUGCUGUGUGGAGACACGGCCGUCCAUCAGUGCGCUCACCUGUGUGUUUAGGUACGGAGGUGGUGAUUUGGUGAUGUUUCCACAGGGGCCAUUUUUAGCUUUUAGUAGCGUGGAAUUAACGUCGGAGGCCAGUCUCUGCUUACUUUGAAUGAAACGGUGCCUGAACUGUGUUUUUCCAAACGAGCGCUCGUCGAGAUAACCUGGAGUUGCUUUCCUGGAGAGUGAGCCGGACGGAGGCCUGCUGUGGAAACACCUCACACACUUUCACCCUUUAUCUUCCCGACGUGGCUUAUUUAUGGACACUUGAAUGUGUUGGAGUAGAUUUCAGGAGUUUACAAACACGCGUGAAUACACACAUUGUGUUUUCACAUGAGCUGUGAAUAUGAACAUGUGUGUCCUCAUCUUGAUAUUACUGUUUGUGUGUGUGUGUGUGUGUGUGUGUGUGAGAGAGAGAGAGAGAAAGGGAGAGCAGGGCGAGCACAUGUCCAUGACUCAGUCCAGCCUGCAGUGGUUUCCGCUCCAUGUAUGGUGAUGGACACUGAGCGCCGUCUCUCCUCCCUCUCCCGCCUCUCCGCAGCAACACUAUCAAGCUCCAAAUACUUAGUUUUACAACAAAUUCCUCAACAACUAAACACAUGGAGCUUUAUUUUUCCACACAGACUGGAGAUGGCGUCUCUCUUUGGAUAAAUUAUUAUUUAUUUAAUCGAUUUGAUGAUUUGAGCUGUUAGUUUGCUCCUGCACAGUUGUUCUGCUGCUGCAUCGACGGCAGCAGUCGAUCAGUAUGGAGAGACGGCUGAUUUUGUAGGUACAGUUUGGAGUUGAUGCUCAGUUUCCUGCGUGCCUUGUAGCAGUGGAUCCAACCACUUCAUCCAGCUAAAGGACAGGUUCACAUUUAUGAGAUAUGUUCAAACGUUUCAGGUGUACUGUGUUAAAAAGUCCAUUCUCUAUUGAGAGUAUUUCACUUGUACCACUUCUUAUCUGCUAGAAAAACAUCGGCAACGCACGGCCACGAACCUAAAAUAGGCAUUUUUCAAGGUGUAAUCCAAGUGAACAGGUUUUGCUGCUCAGCUGAAUUUCUCACUUUGUUUUUCCUGGGAGUGAAAAACUACAAUCACACACAGCUCAUAACAUUCAGUCGGUUUGCUCCCACAAACCCUGGUUUCUGCUAUUUAUGAUUGUUUCCAACAUGAAUUUGAUGAAUUUCCAGAUAUGCAGCCACAGUAAAGGUGGAGACAAAAUCAUGCAAGAACAGAGAAGUCUGUUUGUUUUCUCAUAAACAGAAAUGAGCUUCGACCAGGUCCGUUUCAUGAGAAUCUCUGUUGUGAAACUCCUUCAAAAGAUGGCAGAAAAUAAUGAUUUCUUCACAUUUUCGACCAAUCGCGCACUCAUUGUGCUCCAGAGUAAAAACUUUGUUCUCUUUCUCUCGGCGCCGGCAGAGAGAAGACGUUUCUCUGUCCCGGUGAAGUAUGUGGAGACCUCACGCGAUGUGAGCAUUUACAAUAACACGGCUAAGAGAAGUGUCCACAGCCCUCAUCCACACCAACAAGCAGAACAAAAAGAAUCUCCGCCUUCAUAACGGAAAGUAAAUGUUUUACUCAGUGAAAGACAAGUCGAGAUUUAAAGCGGUGGCUGAAGAGUCUGGUGUCUUUGGGUCUCACAUGUGCGGGCUGUGGACGCUGCUGCUCCUCUUCACUGAGAUACCUGCAAUCCUUAAAAAAAGAAAAAAAAAUCUUGCAGUUUCUUUAGAGAGAGGUUUUAAUUGUUUUAAUAGAAAGUACCUUCUGAUAAAUCAAUGGGAGUAAAUUUUUAAAUCAUAGCUGAGUACUGCUUUAGCUGAAUUAUGCAUUUAUCUUAAAAAGUUAAAGUUCUUACAUCUCGAGGUUUCUGGAUAAAAUUUGUUGAAUGAUAAAAACAGAAAUCCAAAGUUUGACUUUGACUGUUGAGGCUUCGUUUUAAUCCAUCUUCUGUACCGUCAUCCAGCUCGGGAUCUCAGGAUUGGAACCAAUCACAGGUCAAACUGUGACGAAUGGAUGAACUCGGAAAGACGGACGGUCACACUGACGGAAUCCGUCAGCAGCGAGUCUCAUGUUUCUCCACUGUGGGAGAAAAUCUUAGGACCCAAAGAAAACCUAAACAUGAACCGGGAGAACAGCAGGUGGCCUCAGGUUUCCAGCGGCAUCUUAAAAAUGUGAAUCUGUCCUUUUAAAAUGUUUCUUUUUAAGUUUUAUGCCAGACUUUUGUGAAGAGUGAAGCUUAGUUUUUAUGUUUAGGUUUUAUUUAGCUGGAGAGUCGUCCCACAUUUGGUUUGACGACACAGCUGAUUGUCGCUGCUCUGAACCAUCACCUUCUAUCUGACACACACACACACACACACACACACACACACACACACACACACACACACACACACACACACACACACACACACACACACAUCUGAGCUGCCUUCACAUCUCUGGGAUCUGUAGUUUUCUGGCAGUGAGGUGGGGACUCACUGUCAACUAGUUGCCUUAUUUUGGACACUUGAUGUGAAUGUAUCUGUUUUGUUUGCAACUAGAAUAAAAGGCUUGCU
Molecule: messenger RNA, 7782 nt
Organism: Salarias fasciatus (jewelled blenny)
Lineage: Eukaryota; Metazoa; Chordata; Actinopteri; Blenniiformes; Blenniidae
Product: centromere protein F
Exons: 18
Coding region: 217-4962 (1581 amino acids)
Biological process (GO): mitotic cell cycle; metaphase chromosome alignment; regulation of G2/M transition of mitotic cell cycle
Cellular component (GO): nucleus; chromosome, centromeric region; spindle pole
Molecular function (GO): dynein complex binding; microtubule binding
Source: RefSeq, a predicted model, not a curated record